AGUAGCCGCGCUGAAGUGACGAGCAAGCCAUGUCAAACGACAAAGAGGAUACUUUGAAGCUAACGCCCUAUCAGGGAAAGUGUCGUGCUUUCGGGAGGUUCAAAUGUGAAAAAUGCAACAGAGAAUGGUCGUCGGCUCACACAUGGGCCAACUGCUGGCAGAAGUGUUUCGACUGCAAUGUUCAGCUCUAUCCGUUCCGCCAGUGGAAGCUGAAGAAACGAAAUAACAGCGGCGUGGCUGAACCCGGGAAGAAACAUCAAAGUUCACUGUGUGGCAAAUGUCAAAUGUUGGGUCACCCGUGUUCGAAAUGGAGCCAUUAAACCGCUGAAAAAUAACAAUCCACUUACGGAGGCCGAUGGCUACAGCUGGACGAGGGCAAAGGGGGACGCAACACAUCACACCCGGGGACGGAUUGAUUCAAAGUUUCAGUUUAUUACACGACGAAAGAGUGUACACAUUGUUGCCAUCAUCAGCACAGGCUCGCGGGGCGCUAUGAUGGCCGCCUUUUUAUCGGUUUCCAAAGAAUCGUCCAAAUAUGCUACUUCACAAACACAGACACAGAGCGGGCCGGAUGACGAUCGUCGUCGGUCCGUCCCGCGAACACAGGGGGGGAAGAGAAAAGAAAGGAACCAAUCAGCGGAAGAACACAGACCACACAGUGAAAUAUAAACAACGAUUAGUUCGAACGG
This is a messenger RNA of Anopheles bellator, 689 nucleotides long. RefSeq names its product zinc finger CCHC domain-containing protein 24-like. The transcript has 3 exons. Bases 30 to 320 code for a protein of 96 amino acids. Lineage: Eukaryota; Metazoa; Arthropoda; Insecta; Diptera; Culicidae. The record is from RefSeq and is a predicted model, not a curated record.